UCCGGACUCUAUCAGUUGAAAUUGCGUUGUAAUGCUUUGAUAUUCUGGAAUUUGCUUGUGUAGAUCAUUUUGUUGUUUACGUUGAAUAUCCAGAGCCUAUCGGAUCUAUAACUAUACAUGUUGUAUUAAAUAUGUUUCGGGAUGGUGUCAUUUUGGGAACCAUGGACUGUGAGUGGAGAAGCGAUUGGGUUUUAAAUCUUGUCGGAGACUAUUCUUCACUCGGUCUCACCUCUUGUCCGAGAGCGUUGGACUGAGCGGAUCAAGCUACAGGCUGGAGCGGGUUUAUUAUUUUAUUUUCUGCAUCAAGUCAAGGUUGUUUCACUCGUUCGGGGAAUAGUUAACUAAAGCGAAAAGGAUUGAUUAUUUGUAUUAUAUAGCCGAGGUUUUGUAUUCAAAUAGCCGAGGUUUCUUUCAACUCUUCAGAAGCUGCCCAGCUUGACCGUCAGACUGACCAGCACUCAGUUGUCCAGAAAAAUGGAGGCUGUUAUUGAGAAAGAAUGUAGUGCGCUGGGGGGACUUUUCCAAAGUGUGAUAGGCGACAUGAAAAGCAGCUACCCCAUCUGGGAAGACUUUAUCAGCAAGGCUGGGAAACUACAGUGUCAACUCAGGGCAACGGUGGUUGCAGCUGCAGCGUUCCUGGAUGCCUUUCAGAAAGUGGCUGACCUGGCCACCAGCACACGAGGAGGCACCAGAGACAUUGGUUCAGCUCUAACCAGGAUGUGUAUGAGACACAGAAGCAUCGAGGCCAAGCUGAGACAGUUUUCAAUGGCUUUCAUGGACUGCCUAAUCAACCCUCUACAGGAUCAGAUGGAGGAGUGGAAGAGAGGAACCAACACUCUGGAUAAGGACCAUGCUAAAGAGUACAAGAAAGUUCGGAGUGAGAUCAAGAAGAAGUCUUUAGACACUCUAAAGCUGCAGAAGAAGGCAAAGAAAGCUGAUGCCCUGGGUCGAGGAGACAUCCAGCCCCAGCUGGACAGUGCCAUGCAGGAUGUCAGUGAUAAAUACCUGCUGCUAGAAGAGACAGAGAAACAGGCCGUCAGGAAGGCCCUCAUCGAGGAGAGGAGCAGGUUAUGCACCUUCGUCUCCAUGCUACGACCUGUCGUGGAUGAGGAGAUAUCCAUGCUAGGAGAGGUCACCCACCUCCAGACCAUAUCUGAUGACCUCAAGAUGCUGACCAUGGACCCUCACAAGCUGCCCCCCGCCAGCGAACAGGUGAUUCUGGAUUUGAAGGGCUCUGACUAUAACUGGUCCUAUCAGACUCCUCCCUCCUCCCCCAGCACCACUAUGUCCAGGAAGUCCAGUAUGUGCAGCAGUCUGAACAGCAUAAACAGUAGUGACUCUCGCUCCAGCGGCACAUCCCACUCUCACUCCCCCUCCUCCUCCUCCUCCCACUACGGCUGCCGUAGCUCCACCCUGCCCCAGCAGGCCCCGGCCCGACUGUCCUCCAUCUCCUCCCACGACUCAGGAUUCAUCUCCCAGCCAGACGCCUACACCUCCAAGUCACCAUCACCCAUGCCGCAGGAGACACUACCACGGCCUUGCUCCAGCUCUGGCUCGUCUGAGGCCUCUGAGACCUGCCAGUCAGUCAGUGAGUGCAGCUCUCCCACCUCCAUGGGCUCUGGAGGGCCUCUGGCUGCAGCUGACAAGUUGUUUAACGGGUAUGACCACUACGGGGAUCAUCAUCAUUCAGACUCUCCCUACCUGAUGGGAGGGGGUUCAGGCCUGGGUGGGUCCUACCUGAUAGGAGGGGGUUCAGGCCUGGGGGGGUCCUACCCCCUCUUCCCUCCCUCCUCCCACUCCUCCUCCAUCACCUCCUCCUCCUCCUGUCCGUCCCAGUCGUGGUCCAGGCCGGGCUCGGCCCUUCUACCUAAAUACCCUCAUUACUGCACUCUGGGGCCUAACAUGGUCCCCUCCUCUAAAGUCCCCAGCUGGAAGGACUGGGCUAAGCCAGGACCCUAUGACCAGCCCAUGGUGAACACCCUUAGAAGGAGGAAGGACAAGGAGCCUGCACCAGCAGACAUCAGUUCUGUCCCACUACCACUACCAGCUGGAGUCAUCCCAGCACCAGAGAACAGGAGUCUACCACUACUGCCACCCUACAAGGCGUGUGAGAUGGAGGCCCAUGAGGAGUUGGCCCUGGCCCUGUCCAGAGGUCUACAGCUGGACUCACAGACACAGCGUUCCAGUAGAGACUCUCUACAGUGUUCUAGUGGCUAUAGCACCCAGAGUACCACGCCGUGCUGUUCAGAGGACACCAUACCUUCACAAGUGUCAGACUACGACUAUUUCUCCAUGGGAGGGGACCAGGAGGUUGACCAGCAGGAGUUUGACAAGUCCUCCACCAUCCCCCGUAAUAGUGACAUCAGCCAGUCCUACCGUAGGAUGUUCCAGUCCAAGAGACCAGCGUCGACCGCUGGCCUACCUUCCACGGCUGGCCCCGUCAUCAUGACCCCUGGGGUCGCCACCAUCCGCCGCACGCCCUCCACUAAGCCCUCUGCCCGCCGCGGGAUCACCGGCCCCAUCCCCAUCCGGACCCCCGUCAUCCCAGUCAAGAUCCCCACCGUGCCUGGCCUAGUGGGAGGAGGAUUACCUGGGGGGCUGGGGCUUCCUGGAGGACCAGGAGUAGGGGCGGAGGAACCAGAGGAGGCCCAGAGCCCUGAGUCUCCAGCCCAGGGAGAAGAAGGGGAGCUGGGUGUACUUCCCCUGGCGUCCUGGAGUGGUCAAGCAACCACCAACCCUCCCCUGGCCCCUCACCAGCCUGGGUUCCAGUGUCAUGGCGAAGGGGGGUCCCUGGAGGAUGGGGAGGUUAUGGAUGGUCAGGGGGGAAACAUGCUGCUGGCUAUCCAGAGAGGGGUCAAGCUGAAGAGGACCAAUACCAACGAUCGCUCAGCACCGCGCAUCGCAUAAGAGGAGAGCCACAGUGGCACCAUGCAGCAUCAGAGGAGGGUAGCCUGCCUAGCUGUAUCUAGCUAGCCUACCACCUGCCCAUUGAGAGGACAGAUAGGACAGAACUCAUGUCCACUGCGCUAAGGGGGGUCUCCUGUAUAGUACUUACCGUCCACCUGCCUCACAGACAGACAGACAGACAGGACAGAACAGAACUCAACUCAUGUCCAUUCCAAGUGAUGCUGUGUGUGGUGACAGACAGAGCUCUGAACAUCAUCUCAGACGGUGCAGAAGGUGGUCUCCUUGGACAGACAGUGAAGCAGCACAGAAUUUUUAUUUUCAAGAUGAAAAACUGACAAUUAUGUUAUCUUUUAGUUCUGAAUAUGUAAAUAAUUAUGCAUGUUAUUUUCUCUUUUUUGCUUCCUGGGCCCUGUUCUGUUGACUCUAGUCCUCCCACCCCCAUUCCUCCCCCCUCAGUUCUGUUGACUCUAGUCCUCCCACCCCCAUUCCUCCCCCCUUAGUUCUGUUGACUCUAGUCCUCCCACCCCAUUCCUCUCCACCUCAGUUCUGUUGACUCUAGUCCUCCCACCUCCAUUCCUCCCCCCUCAGUUCUGUUGACUCUAGUCCUCCCACCCCCAUUCCUCCCCCCUCAGUUCUAUUGAUUCUAGUCCUCCCACCCCAUUCCUCCCCUCCUCAGUUCUGUUGACUCUAGUCCUCACACCCCCAUUCCUCCCCACCUCAGUUCUGUUGACUAUAGUCCUCCCACCCCCCAUUCCUCCCCACCUCAGUUCUGUUGACUCUAGUCCUCCCACCCCCAUUCCUCCCCCCUCAGUUCUGUUGACUCUAGUCCUCACACCCCCAUUCCUCCCCACCUCAGUUCUGUUGACUAUAGUCCUCCCACCCCCAUUCCUCCCCACCUCAGUUCUGUUGACUCUAGUCCUCCCACCCCCAUUCCUCCCCCCUCAGUUCUGUUGACUCUAGUCCUCCCACCCCCAUUCCUCUCCACCUCAGUUCUGUUGACUCUAGUCCUCCCAUCCCCAUUCCUCCCCACCUCAGUUCUGUUGACUCUAGUCCUCCCACCCCCAUUCCUUCCCAACUCAGUUCUGUUGCCUCUAGUCCUCCCACCCCCAUUCCUCUCCACCUCAGUUCUGUUGACUCUAGUCCUCCCACCCCCAUUCCUCUCCACCUCAGUUCUGUUGACUGUAGUCCUCCCACCCCCAUUCCUCCCCACCUCAGUUCUGUUGACUCUAGUCCUCCCACCCCCAUUCCUCUCCACCUCAGUUCUGUUGACUCUAGUCCUCCCACCCCCAUUCCUCUCCACCUCAGUUCUGUUGACUCUAGUCCUCCCACCCCCAUUCCUCCCCUCCUCAGUUCUGUUGACUCUAGUCCUCCCACCCCCUUCCUCCCCACCUCAGUUCUGUUGACUGUAUUCCUCCCACCCCCCUUCCUCCCCACCUCAGUUCUGUUGACUCUAGUCCUCCCACCCCCAUUCCUCCCCUCCUCAGUUAUGUUGACUCUAGUCCUCCCACCCCCAUUCCUCUCCACCUCAGUUAUGUUGACUCUAGUCCUCCCACCCCCAUUCCUAUCCACCUCAGUUAUGUUGACUCUAGUCCUCCCACCCCAUUCCUCUCCACCUCAGUUCUGUUGACUCUAGUCCUCCCACCCCCUUCCUCCCCACCUCAGUUCUGUUGACUGUAUUCCUCCCACCCCCAUUCCUCCCCACCUCAGUUAUGUUGACUCUAGUCCUCCCACCCCCAUUCCUCUCCACCUCAGUUAUGUUGACUCUAGUCCUCCCACCCCCAUUCCUCUCCACCUCAGUUCUGUUUACUCUAGUCCUCCCACCCCCAUUCCUCCCCACCUCAGUUAUGUUGACUCUAGUCCUCCCACCCCCAUUCCUCCCCACCUCAGUUCUGUUGACUCUAGUCCUCCCACCUCCAUUCCUCUCCACCUCAGUUAUGUUGACUCUAGUCCUCCCACCCCCAUUCCUCUCCACCUCAGUUCUGUUGACUCUAGUCCUCCCACCUCCAUUCCUCUCCACCUCAGUUAUGUUUACUCUAGUCCUCCCACCCCCCAUUCCUCCCCACCUCAGUUCUGUUGACUCUAGUCCUCCCACCCCCCAUUCCUCUCCACCUCAGUUCUGUUGACUCUAGUCCUCCCACCCCCAUUCCUCCCCUCCUCAGUUAUGUUGACUCUAGUCCUCCCACCCCCUUCCUCCCCUCCUCAGUUAUGUUGACUCUAGUCCUCCCACCCCCAUUCCUCUCCACCUCAGUUAUGUUUACUCUAGUCCUCCCACCCCCAUUCCUCCCCUCCUCAGUUAUGUUGACUCUAGUCCUCCCACCCCCUUCCUCCCCUCCUCAGUUAUGUUGACUCUAGUCCUCCCACCCCCAUUCCUCUCCACCUCAGUUAUGUUGACUCUAGUCCUCCCACCCCCUUGCUCCCCUCCUCAGUUAUGUUGACUCUAGUCCUCCCACCCCCAUUCCUCUCCACCUCAGUUAUGUUUACUCUAGUCCUCCCACCCCCAUUCCUCCCCUCCUCAGUUAUGUUGACUAUAGUCCUCCCACCCCCAUUCCUCCCCACCUCAGGUUCCAAGGUGCCAAAUUAUUUGAAGCUAUUGAAUGGACUGUUUUAGAUUUAUUGUGAAGAUUGUUGCAUCUUAGUGUGAGAACUAUCAGGAACACUUGGUAUGUGAACCAAUUUCAUGUUUCAUUUUCAUAUUUUCAGAUCUACAAUACACAAUAGCUCUUGUAGUAGGGUUUAUGUUAUGCUCAGUAUUUAAACUGUUUUUAAUAGCAUGUGUUUGCCAGUUAAGCAAUAAUCUCUUGGUAACAACUUACUUUUACAUUAUACUGUACAUUUCCACAAUUCAAAUGUGUGCCAUGAUGUGGCUAAUAAAACUGUCAUUAUCACCAAUACAGACAAUAAUACAGCAUAUGAGAAAGGGAAGGUUGACUUAUUAUGGGGCGGGUGAAUGGUUUACAAGGUUGAGAUGUUUUGAUUAGAAGAGAAAUAAAGGUUGCAUUUGAUUAUA
This is a messenger RNA of Coregonus clupeaformis (lake whitefish), 5914 nucleotides long. RefSeq names its product protein MTSS 1. Gene Ontology annotation, cellular component: actin cytoskeleton; cytoplasmic side of plasma membrane. Gene Ontology annotation, biological process: positive regulation of actin filament bundle assembly; adherens junction maintenance; plasma membrane organization. The record is from RefSeq and is a predicted model, not a curated record. Lineage: Eukaryota; Metazoa; Chordata; Actinopteri; Salmoniformes; Salmonidae. Bases 475 to 2907 code for a protein of 810 amino acids. Gene Ontology annotation, molecular function: phospholipid binding; actin binding. The transcript is spliced from 16 exons.